This is a messenger RNA of Amphibalanus amphitrite, 855 nucleotides long. RefSeq lists its product as uncharacterized. The record is from RefSeq and is a predicted model, not a curated record. NCBI's taxonomy places the organism in Eukaryota, Metazoa, Arthropoda, Thecostraca, Balanomorpha, Balanidae. The transcript has 6 exons. The coding region runs from base 91 to 771 and encodes 226 amino acids.
UUAGCGCGUCGGGACCGGCGGUCGUCUGUUGGUCCGGUCUGCCCGUGACCGUCGUCUGUUCUGUCCGUUCGACCCGCCCGUGGUCUCAGCAUGCGCGCCGCGGCGCUCGCCUGCUGCCUGCUGGCGUCCCUGGCCGCUGUGGCGCUGGGCGCUGCCGUGCCUGCCUGGAGCGACUCUGUGCAGCACGAGUAUGACCAGCUGGUGGCCGAGGCCGGUCGGGAACGCUGGCAGAGGCAGCACGGCGCACAGCCGGGAGAGGCCGAGCUGCGUCUGGCCACGCUGUCGGCGGCGUUGCUGACCCGACUGAAGGAGCAGCCCCACAACUGGGAGACGGUCCAGAGGCGACUGCAGCUGCAGCGUAACGCCGCCACGAUGAACCUGGGCAAGGUGGAGCUGGACGGUAUGCUGAGUGUGGACGGUGAGCUGCGCCAACAGAAGGUCUACGACGCCCUGCGGGAGUACCUGACGGCCCAGGGCGCCAUGGCCACUGCUCUCGGUAUGGAGUCGGCCUCCCAGCUGUGGUGGGCGCCGUUCACCACCGGCUCGGGUGAGGCCCGCUCGGAGCUGCAGACCCUGUGGUCGCGCACGGCGCCGCUGGUCUCUGGUCUGCUGGAGCACCUCCGCAGCCUGCCGGCGCCGGCCGGUGGCUCCGUCACCGACCUCGUGUACGCGUGCGCGGCUCGUGACGAUUGUGCCGAGCUGGUGAAGCUGGCGCUGCCCUACCCGACGUGGCUAACGUGGUAUCCGACCUCCUGCGGGAAAAGGAGCUGAGCACCGAGCAGCUGGCUCGGCUCUCGGAGCAGUUCCUCGGGCUGCUCGGUCUGCCGGCCGCCCCGGCCCGCUUCUGGCCAACUC